CGGGCCAACUCGCGCAGUCGCAGGAAGCGGAAGUUGGGAAGGGGUGGGGGAAAGUUGUUGGGAAAGUGUCGGGUUAUUUUUGAGCUCGUUGGGUUCGCGCCGCGGUCGCCUGAGCAGGUAAAGCGCGAUUGCGAGACCUCGUCAGCCCUGCUGACUCGGCUCAGGCCGGCUCUCGGCCCCAGGUAGCCUGGUGCUCCUUGCAGAGUCCCCUAGCCGGGGUCCCUUUCCUGGAGUGAGGCUCCGUCCGGCUUCCCGUGUCCCCACAGACCCCCAUCAUGGGCAACACGAGCAGCGAGCGCGCCGCGCUGGAGCGGCACGGUGGCCAUAAGACGCCCCGGAGGGACAGCUCGGGGGGCACCAAAGACGGGGACAGGCCCAAGAUCCUGAUGGACAGCCCCGAGGACGCCGACCUCUUCCACUCCGAGGAAAUCAAGGCUCCAGAGAAGGAGGAAUUCCUGGCCUGGCAGCACGAUCUGGAAGUGAAUGAUAAAGCUCCCGCGCAGGCUCGGCCAACUGUAUUUCGGUGGACGGGGGGCGGAAAGGAAGUUUACUUAUCUGGGUCCUUCAACAACUGGAGUAAACUUCCUCUCACAAGAAGCCACAAUAACUUUGUAGCCAUCCUGGAUCUGCCCGAAGGGGAGCAUCAGUACAAGUUCUUUGUGGAUGGUCAGUGGACACACGACCCUUCUGAGCCAAUAGUAACCAGCCAGCUUGGCACAGUUAACAACAUCAUUCAAGUGAAGAAAACUGACUUUGAAGUAUUUGAUGCUUUAAUGGUGGAUUCCCAAAAGUGCUCCGAUGUGUCUGAGCUGUCCAGUUCCCCGCCAGGCCCCUACCAUCAGGAGCCCUACGUCUGCAAACCAGAAGAGCGGUUUAAAGCGCCGCCCAUCCUCCCUCCGCAUCUGCUCCAGGUCAUCCUGAACAAGGACACGGGCAUUUCUUGUGAUCCAGCGUUGCUCCCUGAGCCCAAUCACGUCAUGUUGAACCACCUCUAUGCACUUUCUAUCAAGGAUGGAGUGAUGGUGCUCAGCGCAACCCACCGGUACAAGAAGAAGUACGUCACCACCUUGUUAUACAAGCCCAUAUGAGAGCCGGGAGCCAGCCGUGGGCAGCAGUCUGCACCAGCAGACUCCAGGCGCGCGUGCUGUCCACUCGAGGGAAUGGACUGUCACCUCUCGAUUCACACUCUUUAUGCGACAUUUCAUACCUGCCCUAGUCCUACUUGAAGGUUUGUCCAGGCACAACAGCUCCUAAAGAGCCUGGGCCUGUAACAGGCCUCGUGGCCCCCAGUGGCUGUGAGCUGCAGCGGCCUCUUCAAGGCCGAGAGAGGAGUUGGGCGGCUGCGGAGGACCUGUAGCCCCCGCACCAAAGUGCAUGAGGGCAGUGUGAGUCUAACCCUACAUCCUCUCAACUGGCCGUGGAGAUUCUUCUUAAGCCAAAAAAGAUGCAGCCACUUUGCUAGUAAAAAUCUGGGAUGCAGGGACAGAGGCCACACAACAUUUGUAAUCGUCAGGAAUAAGCCAAUGGCCUUACAAAGGCACUGAGGCCUGGCUGUGAAACUAAGUAUAGUAUUGGUCCUGCCUGUCCUUCAAAAUCAAAGCAAUAAAUCUCCCGUUCUCUGCUCCAGGGAGGCGUAAUUUCUGUAGAAAUUAGAAGCUGUCUGAUUUCCAGAUGAAGUUCUACAGUUGUUUUACAUUUACAUGCACUACGUACUUUCUUUUUUUAACUAGAGGUGGCUGGCUAUACAACCUUAAGGCAAUUUUUAAGUCACAUGACUAGAACAUAGAUCAUAUGAACUGUGAUCAGCAAUAAUAUGUUCUCAGAACAGACUUUUGAACCCGCUGCCAGAUUUCUCCAUUAAGCUGGAUGAUCCCGAGGACUGACCACUGUCAGCUGGAAGGUGUCCAGCUUUUUAUUCCCGUCAUGAUGAGGUGACUAUUGCCGUGAGAUCUUUGGAGAAGCACCCCACCCUCCUUUCCAUUACAGCCUGUGCCACCUGGUUCGGGACCUCUGCCCCUAGUUAGCAAAGGCAGCUGCAGCAGUUGCUUCUGCUUAUUCUGGAAGGAAUGUAGAACUCGACAGUGGCCUCGUCCUUGGGAUCAAAGUGGACCUCCUUACACUCAGCUCAGUUUCCAGGGAGAUGCCACAGAUGUGGCCGUUAGCACAGGUUCCUGUCACCCAGUCAGCAGAAGCUAUCAUUAUGCUCUUUGUUCCUGCUGGGAGAGGGAGGAACGCGCUCCCUGGUUUCCAGUAUUUAUUUGGUAAACCUGAGUUCGGGGUACCCGUUUUGUUACUGUUUUCAAAACACUGAAUUACUGUCACCUUGACAUACGAGUUUCAAUAAAGCUUUGUAAAAAUA
Messenger RNA from Propithecus coquereli (Coquerel's sifaka), 2359 nucleotides. It is a transcript of the gene PRKAB1, whose product is annotated as protein kinase, AMP-activated, beta 1 non-catalytic subunit. Gene Ontology annotation, cellular component: cytoplasm; nucleotide-activated protein kinase complex; nucleus. Gene Ontology annotation, biological process: signal transduction. The transcript has 7 exons. NCBI's taxonomy places the organism in Eukaryota, Metazoa, Chordata, Mammalia, Primates, Indriidae. The record is from RefSeq and is a predicted model, not a curated record. Gene Ontology annotation, molecular function: protein kinase binding. Bases 276 to 1088 code for a protein of 270 amino acids.